AGCAAAUGGCCAACAUGGCGUCUGAUGACAGUUUUGUUCCUGAUCUUCUACCAGAGACGAAUGGGGGCCAAAACAGAGAUCUUUCUCCGUAUUUCGGUCGGGGACAUUUGUUGAAUAGUAUUGAAAUUUGUGUAUCAGAGCCUGAAAAGAGAACAACGUUAUCAUCUGUUGGGUUACGAGACACGUAUACAGUGUAUUUAGUAGAAACAAGAUUAAAAGAUUCCAAUAAUAAGGAUUUUGUUGAUAGAUCAACAUCGCUAUGGAGACGAUACAGCGAAUUUGAAUUACUUAAAAAUUAUUUAUUAGUGACUUACCCAGCAAUAGUAGUGCCACCGAUUCCAGAGAAACGGGGUGUAAUUCACUGGCAACAGUUGACGACAGUUGACAAUUUCGAUCCUGACUUUAUUGAGAGGAGACGAGUUGGACUUGAGAAUUUCUUACUCCGAGUUGCUUCUCACGCAGUGCUGUCCCAGGAUAAAUUUUUCCAUGCCUUCCUGCAGCAAGAAGAUGGCUGGAAAGAAUCUGUGUAUGACACAGAAUUUCAAGCAAAGAGUGAAUCCAGGUUGAAAAGUUUAAAUGCUUCAUUUAGACUAAGAAAACCUGACAGACAAUUUGAUGAAGUGAAAAAUUAUGCAUCUGAUUUACAUAACAAUAUAUCUAAUCUUUUAAGGAUCCGGGCUAAACUGGCUGAGAGAUUGUUUGGAAUUCAUAAAAUUCAUGGUAACUAUGGUAGAGUAUUCAGUGAGUGGAGUGGUAUUGAGAAGAAAAUGGGAGAUGGAUUGCAGAGUGCCGGCCACUAUAUGGAUGUGUAAGUACCAA
This is a messenger RNA of Saccoglossus kowalevskii, 819 nucleotides long. Its product is annotated as sorting nexin-4-like. Gene Ontology annotation, biological process: positive regulation of autophagosome assembly; protein transport. The record is from RefSeq and is a predicted model, not a curated record. NCBI's taxonomy places the organism in Eukaryota, Metazoa, Hemichordata, Enteropneusta, Harrimaniidae. Gene Ontology annotation, molecular function: phosphatidylinositol-3-phosphate binding. Gene Ontology annotation, cellular component: early endosome membrane; SNARE complex; plasma membrane.